Vigna radiata var. radiata (mung bean) is the source of this 821-nucleotide messenger RNA. RefSeq names its product deoxyuridine 5'-triphosphate nucleotidohydrolase-like. Gene Ontology annotation, biological process: dUTP catabolic process; dUMP biosynthetic process. Gene Ontology annotation, molecular function: magnesium ion binding; dUTP diphosphatase activity. The record is from RefSeq and is a predicted model, not a curated record. Lineage: Eukaryota; Viridiplantae; Streptophyta; Magnoliopsida; Fabales; Fabaceae. Bases 63 to 638 code for a protein of 191 amino acids. The transcript is spliced from 3 exons.
AUAUCUGAAAAAUAAAAUGGCGGGAUAAUUUGGUGAGAAAAGAGCAUUGGGCGCCUUUUCUUAUGAUCUUCCUCCUCCUCUGUAUAAAGCCUACCUUCCAUCCCUCCUUCCCACUUCAAUUCUAUCCAUUAGCAGUAAUGGCUCCAUCUCAACCAGAGUCCCACGCCACCAACGGCUCCUGCCAGCCAUCGCCCAACGACGUUUCUUCAACCCCUCCCUUUCUACGCGUCAAAAAGCUCUCCGAUAAGGCCGUUUUGCCCUCCAGGGCUUCCCCUCUCUCCGCUGGUUACGAUCUCUCUAGUGCGGUCGAGACAAAGGUGCCUGCCAGAGGGAAGGCUCUGGUAGCCACUGACAUCAGCAUCGCGAUUCCAGAAGGGACCUAUGCACGCGUUGCUCCACGGUCGGGAUUGGCGUGGAAGCACUCAAUCGACGUGGGUGCCGGAGUGAUUGAUGCGGACUACAGGGGGCCGGUUGGUGUUAUACUGUUCAACCAUUCCGAUCUGGAUUUUGAAGUGAAGGUUGGAGAUAGGGUUGCGCAACUUAUCAUUGAGAAGAUUGUCACUCCCAGUGUUACUGAGGUUGAUGAUUUAGAUGAAACUGUGAGGGGUGAAGGUGGGUUUGGAUCUACAGGGGUUUGAUUUGUUCUGUUGUCUUGGUUAUUUUGUAGAGCAGUUGGUGGGGUGUAAAAGAAUUAAACCCCUUUUUAGGUAUUAUCUCUGAAGUUAUCAGACAUUAUAUGUGAAUGCUUAGUUUAAAUUCUGUGCCCAAGAUUUGCGAAUGAAAUUUUACUUUGAAUUUUGUGAUGAAACAAUCAUUUUGUA